AUGCCGCAACCUCUGAAUUCGAAAGAGGCUUCCCUCUUUCGAGCCGUCAUCCGCGCCUAUGAGGACAAGCAGUACAAGCGCGGUCUCAAGUCCGCAGACUUGAUCCUCAAGAAGAACCCCAAGCAUGGCGACACCAUGGCUAUGAAGGCCCUGAUCAUGAACGCUCAGGGUAAGACCGACGAGGCCUUUGCGCUCGGCAAGGAGGCCCUGACGGUCGACAUGAAAUCGCACAUCUGCUGGCACGUCUACGGUCUGCUGUAUCGCGCGAACAAGAACUUCGAGGAGGCCAUCAAGGCCUACAAGUUUGCCCUCAGGCUCGAGCCCGAGUCCGCCCAGAUUCAGCGCGACCUGGCCAUCCUCCAGGUCCAGAUGCGCGAUUAUGCCGGCUACAUCCAAAGCCGCACUGCCAUGCUUCAGGCGCGUCCCCAGCUGCGCCAGAGCUGGACUGCCCUGGCCAUCGCUCACCAUCUCGCAGGUGACCUGUCCGCUGCCGAGAACGUUCUGACCACCUACGAAGGCACUCUGAAGGCCACGCCCUCCCGCACCGACUACGAGAACUCCGAGGCCGUCAUGUACAAGAACACCAUUAUUGCUGAGCAGGGCGACUACCAAAGAGCUCUCGAUCACCUCGAGUCUGCCGCCAAGCAGAACCUCGACAGGUUGGAGUACUUGGAGCUGCGUGCCAAGUACCUGCUCAACCUGGGCAAGAAGGAGGAAGCUAUCGCCGCUUGGAAAGCCCUUAUUGAGCGGAACGCCGACCGCCCCGCCUACUUUGAGGGAUUGGAGAGCGCCCACGCAUUCUCCGACGGCGACAAGGACGCCAGGAAGGAAAUUUACGACACAUACGCCAAACAGUUCCCUCGCUCAGAUGCCCCUCGCCGCCUGCCCCUGAACUUCCUCUCUGGUGACGAAUUCCGUUCUGCUGCGAAGGACUAUCUUACGUUGAUGUUCAACAAGGGUGUUCCUUCGACUUUUGCCAACUUGAAGCACCUCUACGCCGACUCGUCCAAGAAGGAGGCAUUGGAGGCUCUCGCCAAGGAAUACGUUCAGUCCCAAAGCUCGAGCACGGCAUCUACAAACGGCGACCAGACCAAGGGCGAGGCUGCCGCUCUCUACUUCCUGGCGCAACACUACAACUACCACCUGAGCCGCGAUCUUGACCAGGCGCACAAGUACAUCGACCAGGCGAUCGAGAAGGUCAAGGACAGCGUCGACUUCCACAUGACCAAGGCCAGGAUAUACAAGCACCAGGGCGAACUGCAGAAGGCGUCUGAGACCAUGGACCAAGCCCGUUCUUUGGACACCAGGGACCGUUACAUCAACACCAAAGCGGCCAAGUACCAGCUACGCAACAAUGAGAGGGAUCAGGCGCUCAAGACCAUGAGCCUGUUCACCAGGGCUGACACCGUUGGCGGACCUCUGGCGGAUCUCUUGGAUAUGCAGUGUGUCUGGUACUUGACGGAGGACGGAGAGGCUGCUGCCAGGUUAGGCGACGACGCGCUGGCUCUGAAGCGAUUCCACACCGUUCACACCAUUUUCGACGUGUGGCAAGAAGACCAGUUCGACUUCCACAGCUUUUCUCUCCGCAAGGGCCAGAUCCGGGCUUACGUUGAUAUGGUGCGGUGGGAAGACCACCUGCGGGACCACCCCUUCUACUCAAGAGCAGCCCUCGAUGCUGUUCAGUUGUACCUCAAGCGGGCUGACCGCCCCGCGACAAACGGAGCCAACGGUGCCGCGAACGGCGACGACGCCUCCGAAAGGAAGAAGGCUGCGAAGAAGGCCAAGAGGGAGCAACAGCGUCUGGAGCGCGAGGCGGCUGAGCGCGCAGCGAAGCAGGACCCGAACAAGGGCAAGGCGACCGAUGAGCCCAAGAAGAAGGACGACGACCCGCUCGGCCUGAAGCUGUUGGAAGCUGAGCCUCUCGGCGCCGCCAUGCGCUUCGUCGUUCCUCUCCUGCAGUACAGCCCCAAGAACAUCGAGGCCCAGUUUGCCGGUUUCGAUGUCUACCUGCGCCGGAAGAAGUACGUUCUGGCCCUCGCUUGCCUCAACGCUGCCCGCGCCUUGGACGACUCCAACCCCGGCGUGCAACAGCGCGCGGCUGAAUUCGCCAAGAUCCAAUCCAGUCUGGACAGCUUGCCAGCCAAGGUGCAGGAGGUCGUCAAGGCCGCCGCGUAG
Molecule: messenger RNA, 2175 nt
Organism: Colletotrichum karsti
Lineage: Eukaryota; Fungi; Ascomycota; Sordariomycetes; Glomerellales; Glomerellaceae
Product: acetyltransferase catalytic subunit
Exons: 3
Coding region: 1-2175 (724 amino acids)
Biological process (GO): N-terminal peptidyl-methionine acetylation
Cellular component (GO): NatA complex; cytoplasm
Molecular function (GO): protein-N-terminal amino-acid acetyltransferase activity; protein binding
Source: RefSeq, a predicted model, not a curated record